Messenger RNA from Colossoma macropomum (tambaqui), 2472 nucleotides. RefSeq names its product protein phosphatase 1 regulatory subunit 3G (gene ppp1r3g). Bases 1 to 795 code for a protein of 264 amino acids. Gene Ontology annotation, biological process: regulation of glycogen biosynthetic process. The record is from RefSeq and is a predicted model, not a curated record. Gene Ontology annotation, molecular function: glycogen binding; protein phosphatase 1 binding. Lineage: Eukaryota; Metazoa; Chordata; Actinopteri; Characiformes; Serrasalmidae. The transcript is spliced from 2 exons. Gene Ontology annotation, cellular component: protein phosphatase type 1 complex.
AUGCUCUCCAUCAAUAAGUACCGGCCCAGUUGUGUGGUGUCCUCCUCUUGGCCGUGGGCGUGUCCACCCGGGUGUCUGACCCCCACGAGCCAAACUCUACACUCAGCUCCACUCACUGCACUCACGGCCGUGAUGUCCACCUCGCAGGAGAACGGCGUGGACACCGCAGAGGACGACGACCUCUCCCCCACAGAGCUCGAGCUCGCGCAGACAUGGGACCGGCGGCGCGCCAAGUCCCUGCCGGCGUACCCGGAGCACGCGAACACGCUCCUCCGCGCGCUCUCGCAAGGCUGCAGGAAGCGCGUGCGGUUCGCGGACGCGCUCGGCCUCAACCUGGCCAGCGUGAAGCACUUCAGCGCCGCGGAGGAGCCGCGCGUGCCUUUGCACCUCACGGGCUUGCCGCUCGCGCCCGCCUUGAGGAUCCACGAGGACGGCGGGGAGGUGGAGGCGCGCGUGCGGCGCUGCGGCCUCGCGCUAGAGAGGGUCGCCAUCAGCUGUGGGCGCGUGCACGGGACCAUACGGGUCGCUGCGGACGCGGGAGAGCGCGAGAAGGAAGUGGGCGUGAGGUACACGCUGGACGAGUGGCAGUCGUACGUGGACGCGCGCGCCGUGCCCGUGCACUCGCUGGUGCCUGACAGAGAGAGGUUCGCCUUCACCGUGUGCGCGCCCCCGCGACCCGAGUCCGGCGCCGCCGUGCACUUCGCUCUGUACCUGAGAGGCGGAGGGGCGGAGUUCUGGGACAACAACGACGGACAGAACUACACGCUGCGGCCGGGCCACCUCCACAGCGCGUGAACACCCAGGAGCCAAAGACUUUCCAGAGCUUUUCUCCUCACCCGUGAACUGCAGGGCGUCCGAGUGGAGGGCUUUUUAGGACCCUGUGGGGACAGUGCUGUCAGAUACUGAGAGCCUGCAAAGAAACUGACCAGCUGGUGAAGAUCAGCACCUUUCUGGUCCUCAGUCACACUAAAAGGGGGGUUUGACAUAAACGGUGCAGGGAUGGUCAGUUACACCAGACACUAAAGGCCCGAUUCUCUGCACCAGUGCAUUGCAGACCAAUUCAAACUGAUAGGUUGGUUCUGUGGGAUACUGAUGAGAACCGUGUUGUUCCUUAAUCACCCCAAAGGCCUAUAAUUUGUUUGUUUGUUUUUUUAGAUGGGACAGUGUUAAUGUGAGAGACUGAAAUCACAGAAUGAUACUGAUCAGGUGGUGAAGAUCACCAUAUUUUGGUCCUCAGUCACACCAAAAGGGGUACACUUGUUUUUAAAGGCUACAUUGUCAGUGUUCAAUCAACCCAAACACACUAAAAGCCUGUUUCUUUUCACCUGUGCAUUGCAGACCAGUUUAAACUGAUAGGUUGAUUUGUUCUGUAGAUGGGAGUGUUCUGUUUUAGCACAUCACUCACCAAAAAGGUGUACACUUAUUUUAGAAGGGUACACUGAUGGUCCUCACACCGAAGAGCCUGUACACUGCAGACCACUUUAAACUGAUAAGUAGGUUCUGUAGAUUGGACUGUUCUGUGAGAUACUGAUGAGAACCAUGUUAUUCCUUAAUCACCCCAAAGGCCUAUAGUUUUUUUCUUGUUUGUUUUUUAGAUGGGACAGUGUUAAUGUGAGAUACUGAAAUAUUAGUGUGAUACUGAUCAGGUGGUGAAGAUCACCAUAUUUUUGGUCCUCAGUCACACCAAAAAGGGGUACACUUGUUUUAAAAGGCUACAUUGCCAGUGUUUAAUCAUACCAACAGACUAAAGUCCUGUUUCUCUUCACCUGUGCAUUGUAGAGCAAUUUAAACUGAUAGGUUGGUUUGUUCUGUGAGAUACUACAAUGUAUACACAACAGUGAUACUCAUCAUUUGAUGCCUCAGUCACACCAAAGGCCAAGGAUGCUUUUUUUCUUUUUUUCUUUUUUUGUGUUGAUUGUUUUUGCAGGGAACUUUGUUUCAAUAAGAUAAAAAAUCCUAGAAUGAAACUGAUCAUUUGGUGAAGAUCAGCACAUUUCUAGUCAUCACUAAAAGAACAAAAACAAACAAGAAAAAAAAGGGACUUACUUUAGAAGACACUUAUUUUAGUAGACACUAAAAGAAGGCUACACUGAUGGUCCCACCAAAGAGCCUGUACACUGCAGACCACUUUUAACUGAUAGGUUGGUUCUAUAGAUGGAACUGUUAGGUGAGAUACUGAUCAAGUUUAUGAAGAUCAGCUGAGUGUUGUUCCUCAAUCACAACAAAGGCCUAGGAUAGUGUUCUCUUGGUUUUAGAUAGUGAAAUCCUACAAUGAUACUGAUCAGUUAGUGAAGACUAGCAUAUUUCUCGUCUUCAGUAACACCAAAAAGGCUACAUUGAUGGUCUUCAGUCAGACCCAAGACAUUAUUGGCCUUUUUGCUGACCGUUCCAAACUAAUAUGUUGGUUUAUUCUUUAAGUGGGACUCUUAUGUGAGAUACUGAUGCAAACCUACAAUGAAAUUAUAUCACAGA